CUUCUGUUUGAUUUAUAUGGUUAAUAGAAAUGUCAAGUAUGAGUUAUUUUAGCGAUUUGCAUCAACUGUCGGAUAUUUCCAGUAUUUCUGCAAUCUCCCAAUCCAGUAAUAACAAUAAAUUUGUGAUAAUCCAAGAAACAAAUGGAAUCGAAAAAACGAUAAAAUCGUUAGCAUUAUGUGAGAAAAGUAUAAAUGAACGUGUCAAAAUCAACAUUAUCUAUCAAUGUAUAAAGAAAGCAUCUUUGAAUCUCAAAAAUGUUCUUUCCAAAAACACAGCUAGCAAAUUACAAACAUUACUUUUAAUUCAUGAAUUGGAUAAAUAUAUGUAUCUUCCUUCGACAACAAAACAUAUGCAAGAUAAAUUGGUACUUCUGGGCAUUUGUGAUUUACCAUCAUGUGACUUAAAUUCUGAUGAAAAGUUAGAAGUGAAAUGUUGCAUCGAGACAAUGUUACGAGAAAUAAUAUAUGAUAUGAUACUGAGAUAUGAAGCCUUAGGAGGUAAUGUUAAGGAAGCAUCAAAGGACAACUGUAAGAUACACAACAAAUUUUUGGAAUAUCACGAUGUACCUGCAGUACAAUGGAAGAAUAAAAUUGAGGAUUUGAUUGUGCAAUGCGAAAAUGACUUGCUGAAAUAUAUAAACUUAAUGGACAAGUGGAAUAAGCUGAAAUAUGAAGAUAUGAACCAAGCAUAUUUAGAAAAGACAGGCUAUUUACUGUUGCAGGCACAAGUUGCAGAGUUGCAAGCAAAGAUAACGAAACUUUCUUGCACAAUCAGAAUGUUCAAAGAAACUUCAACUACCAUUGAUGCUUAUAAAAUGCUAAAUCAAUUAGUCGAAAAGAAAUUAAAAAUAAUUACAGAUGAAAUUCGCCAAAAGGAAGAUUUAAAGAAGCUGUAUGAUAAUAUGAAGGAUGUAGAAUAUGAUCAGGUCUUAUUAAUCUAUUCACAGCUCUGCAAUGCAAUAAAGAAAAAAAAACAUAUCUUGGACAUGUUGAAAUAGUUUUAUAAAUAAAA
Messenger RNA from Cyphomyrmex costatus, 1012 nucleotides. RefSeq lists its product as uncharacterized. The coding region runs from base 30 to 998 and encodes 322 amino acids. The transcript is spliced from 3 exons. Lineage: Eukaryota; Metazoa; Arthropoda; Insecta; Hymenoptera; Formicidae. The record is from RefSeq and is a predicted model, not a curated record.